Galeopterus variegatus (Sunda flying lemur) is the source of this 349-nucleotide messenger RNA. Its product is annotated as protein kinase C alpha type-like. The record is from RefSeq and is a predicted model, not a curated record. The transcript has 3 exons. Lineage: Eukaryota; Metazoa; Chordata; Mammalia; Dermoptera; Cynocephalidae. Bases 35 to 349 code for a protein of 104 amino acids.
CCCCGGCUGAGGCAAGAGGUGGCUGGGGGGGACCAUGGCUGACGUUUUCCCGGCCAACGACUCCACGGCGUCUCAGGACGUGGCCAACCGCUUCGCCCGCAAAGGGGCGCUGAGACAGAAGAACGUGCACGAGGUGAAGGACCACAGGUUCAUCGCGCGCUUCUUCAAGCAGCCCACCUUCUGCAGCCACUGCACCGACUUCAUCUGGGGGUUUGGGAAACAAGGCUUCCAGUGCCAAGUUUGCUGUUUUGUGGUUCACAAGAGGUGCCAUGAAUUUGUUACUUUUUCCUGUCCAGGUGCGGACAAGGGACCUGACACCGAUGUGAGUAGUCUGGAAACCAUUAUUUGA